GUGCUUCAGAGCAUGGAGAGCUUCCUUCAUGAACUCUAUUAGAGACCUUAACCUGUCAGCUAGCGAGCAGCUGGACCUACUGGUUAAAUGGUUAGGCAAAGACUCGGCUGAACAUGCUAGGCGCAUAAGAACUGUGUAUGUGAAUUAUCCAGAGUCUGGGCUUAAGGCUGUAUGGAAUCGCCUAUAUGAGUAUUACGGCGCACCAGAGGUGAUUGAGAGCGCUCUGCUCAAAAGAUUAGAGGACUUUCCCAAAAUACAGAACAAAGAUGGGCGAAAACUCAGAGAACUGAGCGACCUACUGAUGGAGAUACAGGCCGCCAAAGCUGAUGGGGAACUGUUUGGCCUUAGCUAUCUAGACACGCCCCGUGGAGUUAGCCCAAUUGUGCAGAAACUGCCAUUUUACUUGCAAGAAAGGUGGCUCACACAAGGUUUCAACUACAAGGAGCAAGUCAGGGCCCCCUAUCCCCCAUUUAGCUUCUUUGCCCACUUUGUGUGUCAGCAGGCGAAGAUGCGCAACGACCCCAGCUUCAUGCUGGCUGCCCCCAACAAUGAACAGCCAGGCCAUGGCAAGCCUGCACCUAAGUUGGAGACUAAGAGAGCAGUAGCCGUUCUCAAGACUGCAGUGAACCCCAGUGACACUCUCACAUCCUUUUUUGAGUCGCCCACUACAGACAAGCCUGCCAGUAGAGUGGACCCAGCCAAACAUUGCCUGCUGCACAACAAGCCCCACCCGCUACACAAGUGCCGCGGGUUCAGAGACAAGCCUAUAGAGGAGAGAAAGGCACUCUUGAAAAAAUAUGGAGUGUGCUACAAAUGCUGCAAGGCCAUACACUUGGCAAAGAACUGUAAAGACGAGGCGAGCUGCACAGAGUGUGGAAGCAGCAUGCAUAUCGCAGCGCUGCACCCUGGGCCAGCUCCGAAAGCCAACAGCCCUGCGGACCCUGCACCGGAGAAUGGCGGGGAGACCACCGUCUCAACUUCGUGCACCAAGGUAUGUGGGGAAGGCGUCCCAGGGCGCUCCUGUUCGAAAAUAUGCCUAGUGAAGGUAUACUCUGCCACUCGCCCAGAUGCCGCAGUCCGCAUGUAUGCCAUAUUGGAUGAACAAAGUAACCGUUCGCUGGUGCGGUCUGAGUUCUUCACUGUUUUCAAUGUCUCAGGGCAUCCCUCUCCGUACUCCCUGAAAACAUGUGCAGGAACAAUAGAGACUGAAGGCAGACAAGCACGCGACUUUGUCGUAGAACCACUAGAUGGCAGCGUGGCUCUCCCACUGCCACCACUGAUCGAAUGUAAUGAAAUCCCAAACAAUCGCACAGAGAUUCCCACACCGGAGGUAGCCUCCAGCCACGAUCACUUGAAACACCUGUCGAAACACAUCCCAAACCUCGAUCCACAGGCACACAUCUUGCUCCUAUUAGGCAGAGAUGUAAUCAGAGCCCAUAAGGUUCGAAGACAAGUAAACGGCCCACAUAACGCACCCUACGCCCAAAAGCUGGACCUGGGCUGGGUGAUCGUGGGUGACGUGUGCAUAGGAGACAUGCACAAGCCCUCUCUUGUCCAUUCUUACUACACGAAUGUGCUGAGAAACGGGCGCCCCUCUCUCUUUCAGCCAUGCCCGAACAGCUACACGGUGAAGGAGAGAUACAGCGACACUGAACCCCCCUCACACUCCCUCCUGCACAGGAGCAGUCACGCUAGGGCCACGCAGAGCGCUUUAGACAGUGACGAGUUUCAAACAACCAAGGACGAUGAGGCCGAGGCACCCUCCAUAGAGGACUUGCAGUUCCUGAGCAUCAUGGACCAGGGAGUCUACAAGGACAAGGGAAACAGCUGGGUGGCCCCCCUGCCCUUCAGAGUGCAGCGACCGCAGCUGCCAGGCAAUCGUGCUCAAGCACAAGACCGCCUCAACUCACUUCAGCGCUCUUUCCAAAGAAAGCCUGAAAUGAAAGAACAAUUUGUCGCAUUCAUGGAGAAAAUACUACAGAAUGGACACGCUGAAUUGGCCCCCCCACCGAAACCUGGCGAGGAGCACUGGUACCUCCCGUGCUUCGGGGUUUAUCAUCCAAAAAAGCCCUCACAGAUAAGAGUAGUGUUCGACUCUAGUGCACAGCACAAAGGACUGUCUCUAAACCAAGUGCUCUUAACCGGACCAGACCUUAACAAUAGUCUCGUCGGUGUCCUUCUCCGUUUCAGGAAAGAACGAAUUGCCUUCUCCGUGGACAUACAGCAGAUGUUCCACUGUUUUAAGGUCAAGCCUGGGCAUCGAAAUUUCCUCAGGUUCCUCUGGUUCGCAGACAAUGACCCAGACAAAGAGAUUACAGAAUACCACAUGAACGUACAUGUGUUUGGAAACAGUCCCUCCCCUGCCGUGGCGAUUUACUGCCUCAGACGCGCAGCUCAGGAAGGCCAGAGCGAGUACGGGGAUGAUGCACAGCAGUUCGUAAGCAGAGACUUUUAUGUAGAUGACGGGCUGAAGUCCCUUCCUACAGCCGAUGAAGUGAUCAGUCUGCUCAAAAGAGCACAGAGAAUGCUGGCCUGCUCUAAUCUCAGACUACACAAGUUGGCCUCGAACAGCAAAGAGGUCAUGGAGGCCUUUCCAUGCGAGGACCGGGCCACAGAUCUAAAAGACCUCGAUCUGGCUGCUGAUGACCUACCAGUGCAGAGGAGCCUCGGGCUACACUGGGACCUGGAAUCAGACUGUUUCACUUACUGUGUGGAGGACGAGAGAAAGCCAUUCACCCGACGUGGAGUCCUCUCUACAGUGAACAGCCUGUACGACCCCCUUGGAUUUGUGUCUCCAGUGACAAUUCAAGGAAAGGCACUCCUACGCGAACUCGCCACCGACUCACCUGACUGGGACGCCCCACUGCCCACUGAAAAGGAGAAGCUGUGGGACGACUGGAGAGAUUCUCUCCAAGAACUACAAAGACUAAGAAUCCCCAGAGCCUACACUUGUGUGUCCAUGUCCACAGCCGAACGAGUGGAGCUUUGCGUCUUUUCGGACGCAUCCGAAAAGGCAGUCGCUGCAGUUGCAUACCUAAAAACUGUAGAGGCAGAUGGCCGAUGCCACACAGGACUGAUUUCAAGCAAGGUGAGACUCGCACCUCGCCCAGAACACACAAUACCCCGCUUAGAGCUAUGCGGAGCAGUCAUGGCAGUGAACCUGGCAGAAACCAUCAUGUCUGAAAUUGACAUCUCGUUUGAUGCAGUCACAUUUUAUACAGACAGCAGGAUUGUACUCGGCUACAUCUCAAAUGAGAAAAGGAGGUUCUACGUGUACAUCAGCAACCGAAUCCAGCGGAUCAGACGAAGCACCCUACCACAACAGUGGAGAUACGUGCACACAGAACACAAUCCUGCAGACAUUGCCACACGGUCAAUCCCUGCAGGCCGGCUGAAAGACACUAUGUGGUUCACUGGGCCAGCCUUUUUGUGUCAGCCUGACGACACGCCUGCUGAACAGACUUUUGAACUCUUAGACCCAGAACACGAUCCUGAAAUCAGGCCACAAGUGACCACACUCUCAACCACAGUGCUCCCUCACCUUGGCUCACAGCGCUUCAGCCGCUUCUCACGCUGGAGUUCGCUCACAAGAGCCAUUGGGGCACUAAUCCACAUCAUUCAGUGUUUCAAAAGAGACCGCAAUGAAGGACAGUGUCAGAAAUGGCAUCUUUGUGGCUCACCUGUGGCAGUGAAUGUUCUUAAUCAGAGUGCAGCGGUCAUCAUUAGGGCCGUACAACAGGAAGCCUUUGAGAAAGAACUGCAGUGUGUCACAUCUGGAGCGAACAUCCCAAAGAGCAGCCCACUCUGGUCCCUCGACCCCUUUCUUGAUCAAGAAGGCCUGCUGAGAGUGGGGGGACGUAUUGCUGCUGCUGACUUGGGGUCUGACGAAAAGAGACCUCUGAUCUUGCCUGGGCGCCACCAUGUAGCUACCCUCAUCGUGCGCCACUUUCACGAACAGGCACAUCAUCAGGGGCGCCAUUUCACUGAGGGCGCUAUCCGAUCUGCAGGCUACUGGAUACUGGGGGGCAAGAGGUGCAUCAACAGAGUGAUCUUCGAAUGCGUCGUCUGCCGCAAACUUAGAGGAAAAUGUCAAGUGCAAAAGAUGGCUGACCUGCCGCCAGACAGACUCAGCGCUGAACCGCCCUUCACCAACGUCGGGAUGGACGUAUUCGGGCCAUGGGCUGUCGCUGCACGGCGCACAAGGGGAGGAUACGCCGAAAGUAAGAGGUGGGCUGUUCUCUUCACUUGCUUAUCUGUCAGAGCCAUACACAUCGAAGUUAUCGAGUCCAUGGACUCGUCAAGCCUCAUUAAUGCACUCAGAAGGUUCCAGGCUAUCCGGGGCCCAGUAAAACAUUUGCGCUCUGACAGGGGGACAAAUUUCAUUGGGGCUUCCACAGACCUAGAAAUCCCCUCCAAUGCUGAUGAGAAAGCAGUAGAGAGAUUCCUCUCUGACCAGGGCACCACAUGGACUUUUAACCCCCCGCACUCCUCGCAUAUGGGAGGUGUUUGGGAAAGAAUGAUUGGUGUCACACGCCGCAUCUUAGAUUCCAUGCUCAUGCAAAUGGGAUCCGCCAAACUCACGCACGAGGUGCUCACGACCUUCUUAGCCGAGGUCACCGCAAUUGUGAACAAUCGUCCACUUGUACCUGUGUCCACCGACCCGACAGAUCCAUUCAUCCUCACACCCGCAUCACUGCUGACCCAGAAGGUAGGCCCUUGCCCACCUCCGCCUGGGAAUUUCGACCAGAAGGACUUAUACAAGCAACAGUGGCGCAGAGUCCAAAGCCUGUCUAACACGUUCUGGGACAGGUGGCGCAAGCAGUACUUGACUACACUGCAACCCCGCAAGAAGUGGUCAUCGGACCAGCCAAACCUCACAGAGGGAAGCGUAGUGCUGCUGAAGGACAUUCAAUGCAAGAGGAACGACUGGCCUCUCGCCAUCAUCACAGCCGUGUACCCCAGCAAAGAUGGACGGGUACGCAAGGUCCAGCUGAGAGUCGCCAAGAAGGACGGGACUAAACUUCUUCUUAGGCCUGUGCACGAACUGGUCUUCCUAAUCACUCCUGAUAAACAGUGAGCGACGUCUCAACCAUCGUCAUGUGACGUAUCCUUUACAAUACAAUGUGAUGUUGAAAGAAUGUUUAUGUAAAAAAGAAUAAGGAAUGCACUAUGUCGAUUGAAUGUAUAAAUUGUUUAAUGAGUUCAUUACGAUUUCAGGAAAGGACAUUUACAAAGAAAAAAAAAAAAGGAAUAAGAAGAGUGAAACCCCCUGGGUAUCAGGCGGGGAGUGUUCUGUUUAAUGCACUUCUACUGAUUUCUGAUGUGGAAUUCGAAGGUUUGAACUGAAGUUAUUGUGGUGUAUAUUGCCACCUUGUGGAACUGGCAGGUAUCGUUUAAGAGCAAUGUGCUGCGUGCUUGCGUCAUCAACGUGCGACUACGAGUGAACAGAGCGGGAUGCUCACCUUUCCUUGGCUACGUUAAGAAGACCGUGUUAAUUCUUGUUCUUUAAGUUUCAAAGAUAGCUUUGAAGGCAUCGUCGUUUUACCCUACUUCGAUGAACCAUAAAGAAGAAAAGAAAUCGGAAAACUUUGUCUGUGUGGUUUUUAUCGGAGAGGCGUUAUCUGGCUGUUAACUCUGGCAAGGCGCUGGGGCUGGACAGCACACCAUUAAUGUUCUUAAAGCAAAAAUUGCAUCCGACGUGCUCUUCCUUGGCAUAAACCCGUACUGCUGUUCACAGAUUGCUACCUCUCUUCUCAAUCUCGCCUCCAAUACCCUUUCCCAUAACUUCAUGGUGUGGCUCAUCAACCUCUCAGUGCAUGGUAUAUUU
This is a messenger RNA of Neoarius graeffei (lesser salmon catfish), 5827 nucleotides long. RefSeq lists its product as uncharacterized. Lineage: Eukaryota; Metazoa; Chordata; Actinopteri; Siluriformes; Ariidae. The transcript has 2 exons. The record is from RefSeq and is a predicted model, not a curated record. Gene Ontology annotation, molecular function: nucleic acid binding. Bases 29 to 5077 code for a protein of 1682 amino acids. Gene Ontology annotation, biological process: DNA integration.